AUGCGUUUCAGUAUCAGCAUUCUCGCUACCAUCAUGGCCUUCGCGGUCCUCGGCUCAACCAGCGCCAUCAAGCGUUCCGACCCGGUCGAAAAGAUGAUGGAUUUCCCGUACCUCCCGAUCGACGGCGUCGACUUCGCUCCUCCCCCCGGAGCCGCCUUCCACCAGCACCUAGUGAACGUCACCGCUGGUCCGGGUAACAUGUACACGUUCUCGACUCUUACCGACGCUGCGGUCCCCUGGGAGCUCGGCAAGUUGGUCUGCGAGACCUCGUCCGCAUCGCCCACCAGCUGGGAAAUCCAAAACGUCGUCUUCAUUGUCUCCCAGCGCAAGGAGUGCAAGCAGCACAACCUUCUCGGCAGCAAGUGCACCACUCUUGCCAAGUGGAAUGGCGCCGAUGCCUCCCUGUGCGGCAAGCCGAAGGGUUGGGUCGCCUGCUCCUCUGUCGCUUGGGCCCUCCAGCAAGUCGAGAAGUUUUGCAUCAAGUCGAACAUCGAUCGCGCCGGCGGCAGGUUUGAGUACCAGGGCAAGAGCUUGAGGUCACAGGUUCAUUAG
Messenger RNA from Tricharina praecox, 552 nucleotides. RefSeq lists its product as uncharacterized. The transcript has a single exon. The record is from RefSeq and is a predicted model, not a curated record. NCBI's taxonomy places the organism in Eukaryota, Fungi, Ascomycota, Pezizomycetes, Pezizales, Pyronemataceae. Bases 1 to 552 code for a protein of 183 amino acids.